Messenger RNA from Carassius auratus (goldfish), 4454 nucleotides. RefSeq lists its product as uncharacterized. Gene Ontology annotation, molecular function: aspartic-type endopeptidase activity; nucleic acid binding. Gene Ontology annotation, biological process: proteolysis; DNA integration. The coding region runs from base 1 to 4116 and encodes 1371 amino acids. Lineage: Eukaryota; Metazoa; Chordata; Actinopteri; Cypriniformes; Cyprinidae. The transcript has a single exon. The record is from RefSeq and is a predicted model, not a curated record.
AUGGAGGAGAUUAUUCGCAGACUCACAGAAAUAACGGUCCGACAGCAGCAAUUCUCUGAGCAGCUGGCAGCCCGGCAAGAGAGGACGGAACAGGUGGUAGAGCAGCUGCGUGGUGCCACGGCCCAGCGAACCCCACUCCCUGAGCCACGAUGGCAGGCCCAUCAACACCUCACGAAACUCAAUGACCAGGAUGACGUGGAGGCAUAUUUACACACCUUCGAGGUCAUUGCGACCAGAGAGGCAUGGGAGAAAGAGCGGUGGGCACAGUUGCUCGCUCCUUUCCUGACAGGAGAAGCCCAGCGAGCAUAUUACUCCCUCCCACCACCCCGAAAUGAGGAUUAUGACGCGCUGAAGAAAGAAAUCUUGGCCAGGGUUGGGCUGUCCCCAAUGUGUGCCGCCCGACACUUCCAGCAGUGGACCUACGACGAGCACCUCACCAUCCGAGCUCAAGCUGCCCGACUGACUCGCCUUGCCCACCUCUGGCUUUUACACGACGGCCCAACGGUGGCCCAGGUUGCUGAGAGGGUGGUAAUUGAUCGCUUGCUUCGGGCCCUGCCACGUCACUACCGGAGGCUCGUGAACAUGCGCAACCCCUCCAGUCUGGCAGAACUGAUGGAAGCGGUGGAGCUGGCAGAGGCAUCCUUUGCCCCCGAGGCAGGAGACAGAGUGGCGACAACGCCACGGAAGACCAAGCUUGACCGACGACAGGCGGAGGGCACCUCAAGGCCAGUUAAUGGACCAGUGGUACCUGCGCCGGGACAAACCGAUGAACCCAUGCCCACCGAGCCGCCAUCCCCGGGAGGUCGCGUGUGGAAAGCUGGUUGUAUCGUCCAUAGAGCAGUCCCGCAAGGUGCCCCUGAGCGAACCGUCUGCCUGGAUGGGGGAACCGUACGAGCUGUCCUAGACUCGGGCAGCUCGAUCACUUUGGUCCAGCCUGGGGUACUGCGACCCCGGCAGAGUGGGAAAGCUAGGAUACCCAUAACCUGUGUGCAUGGAGACACCCGCAACGUUCCCGCACAGCGUGUUACCAUCUCAGCCAGCCCCGGGACAUGGCAACUGGAGGUGGGGGUGGUUAAAGACCUCCCAGUACCGGUGCUACUGGGAAGAGACUGGCCAGGUUUCGAUCAGCUAAUGGCCACCGCGAUGCAACAAGGACCCAACCCCCGGGCUCGCCACAAACAACGAGCAGAACGUACAGAAGGCCGCCGACCAGCCCUUCUGGCCACCGACAGCGACGGGGAUGGUGAGUGUGCUAAUUCUACUAAUAUGUAUAUGAACUUGUUCCAACAGAUCACAGCAGGGGGAUCGUUUGGCCGAGAGCAGCGGGAGGACGAGCGCUUGAAGAAUUGCUGGACUCAGGUUCGUGUAAUAGAGGAGGAGGUGCGCCAGCCCCCGCCGCACCCCACCCCUUACUUCAUAAUCAAGAAUGGCCUGCUUUACUGUGUUGCCCAGCAUCGGGGGGAGGAAAAACUGCUCUUAGUGGUGCCAAGGACCAAGACUGAGACGGUAAUCGAGCUAGCACACUCGCACCCGAUGUCUGGACACCUGGGCGUGGUUAACACCACACAACGGAUUCGAGACCGGUUCCACUGGCCAGGAUUGGAGGCGGAAGUGAAGCGAUUUUGCCAGAGCUGUCCAACCUGCCAGCGCACCUCCCCUCGUCAGCCUCCACCCAGCCCACUUGUGCCACUACCCAUCAUUGAGGUGCCCUUUAGCCGCAUCGGUAUGGACCUAGUUGGGCCUCUGCCGAAAUCCGCCCGGGGUCAUGAGCACAUCUUAGUCAUACUGGACUAUGCAACCCGGUACCCCGAAGCCGUGCCCCUCAGGAAGGCCACUUCCAAAGCCAUUGCCCGUGAGUUAUUCAUGCUAUUCAGCCGAGUGGGAAUACCACAGGAAAUAUUGACUGACCAGGGAACCCCCUUCAUGUCUCAGCUCAUGGCGGAGCUCUGCCAGCUCCUUAAGGUGAAGCAGCUCCGCACUUCGGUGUACCACCCCCAGACGGAUGGAUUGGUUGAAAGGUUCAACCAGACACUGAAACAGAUGUUGCGACGGGUGGUGGCGGAAGAUGGGCGUGACUGGGACCUGAUGCUCCCCUAUGUGUUAUUUGGCAUCCGAGAGGUCCCUCAGGCGUCCACUGGGUUCACGCCUUUUGAGUUGUUGUUCGGCCGACAGCCCCGUGGGCUGUUGGAUGUGGCAAGAGAGGCAUGGGAGCAACAGCCAGCACCCCAUAGAACCGUUAUCGAACAUGUGCGAGAGAUGCGUGAGAGGAUUGAACGGGUGAUGCCUCUUGUCCGAGAACACCUUGCAGAGUCACAGCGCGCCCAGAAACGGCUGUAUGACCGGCCAGCCCAGCCAAGGGAAUUCCAACCUGGGGACCGAGUGCUGGUUCUUGUGCCGACUGCGACUUCCAAAUUCCUAGCCUCCUGGCAGGGGCCCUACACCAUCAUAGAGAAAGUGGGGCCAGUAACGUACCGGGUUCGCCAAGUGGGACGCCGGAAGGAGCAGCAAAUCUACCACAUCAACCUGCUCAAGAGGUGGGUGGCACCCCGGGAGCAACUGGCAGCUUUUGCCCAGGAGGAGACCCCAGUGGUCGCAGUAGGGGAACAGCUCUCUCCGAUGCAGAAGGCGGAAAUAACCACCCUGGUCAGACAAUUCAAAGAUGUGUUCAAUACACUACCCGGGCAAACCCGGAUUAUACAACAUGAGAUCCGCACGCCCCCUGGUGAAAUCAUUCGGCAGAGGCCCUACCGAAUCCCGGAGGCUCGGCGGCAGGCUAUUGAGGAGGAAGUAGCCCGGAUGCACCAGCUGGGAAUCAUCGAGCCAUCCCGCAGCCCUUGGUCCAGUCCCAUCGUAAUGGUCCCAAAAAAAGAUGGAACUCUCCGGUUUUGUAACGAUUUCAGACGGCUGAAUGAAAUCUCAAGCUUCGAUGGUUACCCCAUGCCCCGUGUGGAUGAGCUCUUGGUGAGAUUAGGUGGGGCCCGUUACAUCUCUACACUCGAUUUGACCAAGGGCUAUUGGCAGGUGCCCCUCACCCCCGACUCAAAGGAGAAGACUGCCUUCAGUACCCCUGGUGGCCACUGGCAUUACCGGGUUCUCCCUUUUGGCCUUCACGGGGCUCCUGCCACAUUCCAGAGAAUGAUGGACAUCAUUUUGCGACCGCACCAGUCCUACGCCGCUGCGUACCUGGAUGAUGUCGUCAUCCACUCGGUGAGCUGGGAGGAACAUCUCGAUCGGUUACGGAGAGUACUAACGGAGUUGCGGCGAGCUGGACUUACUGCUAACCCAAAGAAGUGCCACUUAGGGCUUGCAGAGGCACAAUACCUGGGCUACCAGAUUGGCCGGGGGCUAAUCCGACCUCAGAGCAGAAAGAUAGAGGCGGUUCAGCAAGCGGCGCGGCCCACCAACAAAACUCAGGUGCGUGCCUUUCUGGGACUAGCCGGAUAUUAUCGUUGCUUCAUACCAAAUUUCUCCUCAAUAGCCAGCCCUUUGACAGACCUGACCAAAAAGGGACAGCCAGAAAAGCUGAAGUGGACGGCGGCAGCUGAAGCCGCAUUCCAAACCCUCAAGGAGGCGCUCUCGUCUUCGCCCGUCCUACAUGCCCCGGACUUCAGCUGCCCAUUCAUCCUACAGACAGAUGCUUCUGACACUGGCCUGGGUGCAGUCCUUUCCCAAGAGAAAGGAGGAGAGGAGCACCCAGUCGUAUACAUAAGUCGGAAGCUCACCCCAGCAGAGACUCGAUAUGCAGCCGUGGAGAAAGAAGCGCUUGCCAUCAAGUGGGCCAUCUUAGAGUUGAGGUAUUACUUGUUGGGCCGCACCUUCACUCUUAUCACAGACCAUGCUCCGCUCCAGUGGAUGGCCCGGGCCAAAGAUACUAAUGCCAGGAUCACCAGAUGGUUCCUGGCCCUCCAGGAUUUCCACUUUAGGGUCCAGCAUCGGGCUGGGGCAGCUCAUGGCAAUGCCGAUGGGCUCUCCAGGAUGUGGUCACUAUGGUCAGGCCUGUCAAAUAACACUUCCCUCCCACCCCCCCGAUCUCCCUUGUCUCUCCACAGAUGUUCACGCAGUACCAGGACGGCGCUUUGGGGGGGGAGUGUGGUGAGCCAGCUAACGAGGGAUUAGCGUCGCCCAGGAAACAGCGCUCACACUGCAAUCACUGGGGAGAGCAUGGUGAUCAAAGACACCUGAACCUCAUCAGCAGAACAGCUUUUAAGCAGAGGAAAAGGAGAGGUAGUUGAGCUUCGACUCCAGAACUAGACUAACACUGUGUUCUGGCUCUCUUUCAGAUUCAGGUGUCUGAGGAACAGCACGUCACGCCGCACCUACUGAUACUUUGGGCUGCACAGCCAAGACUCCUACACCAGAGCACGCCAGCACUGCACAGUCUACUUUCACCCACUGCUCAAUAAAUCGCCCCUCUGGGGACUUCACUGCAGUACUGUCGUCCGUGUGAUCACUCU